Messenger RNA from Penicillium robsamsonii, 4713 nucleotides. RefSeq lists its product as uncharacterized. NCBI's taxonomy places the organism in Eukaryota, Fungi, Ascomycota, Eurotiomycetes, Eurotiales, Aspergillaceae. The transcript is spliced from 5 exons. The record is from RefSeq and is a predicted model, not a curated record. Gene Ontology annotation, molecular function: zinc ion binding; nucleic acid binding. The coding region runs from base 1 to 4713 and encodes 1570 amino acids. Gene Ontology annotation, biological process: DNA integration.
AUGGCAAGGCCUCUCUGGGGACCAGGAUCCGUGGGUGGUAAAGACUGGACAAGCGUGGAGGAUGCCGAUCAGACCACUCUGGGUGGUGAUCAGGGAGAGGGACUACCAGAAAUUGGCAGUUUCGUGCUCUACAAAAUAGAGCCGCCGCUAAAGGAAAAAGAGGACUUCGACACUUGGUUAGACACGGUCACCAAGAUCCUUCAGGGUCACAACCUCCACCGGUUGAUUAACAAAGAGGUUGAAAAGCCAGACAGAGACUCCGAAAAUGCAGAGAAGUGGAUGAAAAUCAGUAUGCAAGUGAGAGCAUGGCUCCGCGCUGGAUUAGAUCCCGAGAUUGCAAAGGAUAUCACGUCAACUGGCGAAAGAACCACCUGGGCAGAUGACUUUAUGCAAGUUUGCAAGAAGCAGCUACGGGGUGAAGGACACGGAGCGUUAAGCGCAGCAAUAAUACGCUUCGUGCGCACAAAAAGAGAAGAGUUCUCAACAACAACUGAGUUCAUACAGGCGAUGAAGACACGAUUCGUCACAGCAAAUGACCUCAAAGCAUCGUUCUGUGCCUAUCACGCCAUUGUGCUUAUGGUAGCGCAACUCUAUGAGAUCCCAGAGCUCCGAGGAUCCAUUGAAAUCAAAAACAACGAACUGAAAUCGAUCGUGGAUCCAGCAAUGACACUGACCACUAAUGACUUUUUCAAAUACUGUCAGGAAAUGAUCGAUAAAAUCAAAGAGAUCCGCCUUAAUGAGGGACUCGCAGCAAGCGGGACGAACCGGAACCGACAAGCAAAAUCCGACAAGAAGGACAGACUGAUGAAUGCUCCACCAAAAGGGAAAAGCAUCAAAGACCACAUAAAGGAGUGGAGGAACCACAAAGUGCAACGGUCAACAAAUGGAGCAUGUUCCUACUGUGGAACCAAUGGUCAUAAUGCCAAGGAUUGCUACCACCUCGAAUUCAAGGAGGAUAAGAGCCAACAAUUCACAGGAAAACCCUCAGAAAGGACAAAACAAGCGAAUUUCGACGCCGUCGCCACGUCAGCAACCGCUAAAGAUGAUGACAUAUACGACUUCUCAGGAGCAGCAAUUACUAAAGAAGGAGUCGCAUUAUCUGGACUAGCAAGCAACACACGGCAGCUCCGGUCAGGAAUUGAUUGGGUGCUGGACUCCGGUUCUUCAUGGCAUAUCUGCACAAACAAAGACCUUUUCGUCACCUAUACCCCUUACAAACCAGGAACAGCAACCGUUCGUCAACAGCAAGUAAUCGGCUACACGUUUAUUGCAAAGAACGUGCCAUUCAUUGAACUCGCUGAUGAACCAAACCCUAUGGAAAGCACUGACCAGCAAGCAGAAGGACUCGCCUAUGUGACAAUCCCUGCGGAGCUAGCACACAGAAGACUAGGCCACGCAGGAAGUUACAAAGGGAGAAUCAACAAAGAGAAACUGGGAUACGAUAUCGGAUCAGAGCACUUCGACUAUGAACCCUGCGGAAAAGGAAAGUCGAAGAGAAUAGUCUCUCGAACCGAGCAAGUGAGAGCAACAAAAGUCGGCCAACUCCUACACGUAGAUCUCCAUCCAGUGAAACCAAAAGGCAUAAGCAAAGAAGGCAAAAACGAUAGAGAGUAUGCGAUGGUCAUCACAGACGACGCAACACGAUUUCGCAUAGCAAUAUGCAUUGCUAAGAAAAGCGACGCCUCUCAGCACCUUCAAAAAUGGACAAAGCAAUUCAAGGAGCACGCUGGAUACAGUCCUACAGAAUGGAGACUCGACAACGGCAAGGAAUUCUCACGCUUUAUCACCUGGGCGAAGGAGCAGUCAAUGAUUAUCAGUCCCUCAGUCCCGUACGCACACGAACAGAAUGGUGUGGCAGAGUACAGUGGUCAUUAUUUGAUGCAAAUCGCGAGGACUAUGCAUAUCGACGCGAGUGCUCCAAAGGAACUAUGGACAGAGGCGAUCAACACUGCCGCCUAUAUCACAAAUCGACUCACUCGCUCAGGGGGUGAAGCACCAAUCAUCUCAUGGAGAAAAGCAAUGAACCUUCGAGGAAGUGAGGAGAUAAAUCUAUCAUUCCUCCGGGUAUGGUACUCAAAGGCAUACAUCGGAUAUCUCGUAGGAUACGAGGGUGAUAACGGUCAUUGCUACAGGAUUUAUAAUCCAGAAACCAAGAAGAUCACAAUCCAUAGAGAUGUCGUCUUCUGGGAACGAAGAAGUCCACAAACAUACGAUGGAGCAAGCGAUAUCAAAAUCGGAGAAGAAGUCAUCGAUGGACCACCAAAGAAGAAAGUCGAAUUCUCCAUUAGAGAGCCUCUAUUCAAAACAAUCAGGGAAGCCACAAGAACUCUAAAUCAGCAUGUUAACCCAGGAGAAGAGCAUUUCUCGGAGACAGAGGAAACUGAGUUAUUCUACAACACAGAGGAAGGGACCCUAGAGGAGCGACUACAACUGCUAAGAGGAAGCAGGACGCCAGAAACGCCUACACAAAUCACUCAUCAGCAAGCAUCGCCCCCAAUCACGGGGCAAGCAAGUCGACAAAUCCCAUACCAUAUCACAUACCCUACCCUACCAGAAGACCAAGCAGAAACCCCUUCUCCAACGCCUUCUCCGCUGGCACAACAGGGAAACCAAGAGCUUCAAGAACAGGAAGCUUCACAAGAAGUGACACCAAGAAAUCCAGCACGCCUUGAUCCACCAGAAAUUCUCCGUCCAACCGUCCAUCCCACCGUACAAAACGAACCCCAGAGUCCACGCCGAUCGCCGAGAACCACAAAGGGCAAAUCUCCAGAGAGAUACGGGGAUAUCACGUGGGGGAAAUACGGACGAAGAGAUGAAGGAGCACAAUGCGCUGUAGAAGAGACAGUGGCAAGUGGAGGAGACCAAGAAAUAGGACUUCUACCAAGUGAUUACUGGGGGAAUUCGCCGUUCGGUGUGGGUUUCGCCCUCUCAUCAACAGAAAGAGGACCCGAUCAAGGAUCUACGCCAGCAAGUGAUCAACUGAAGUCGUGGAGAGUCAAAAUCCCUCGUACACACGGGGAAGCAAUGAAGUCAGAAUUCAAAGAUCAAUGGCAAAGAGCAGCAGAGGUCCAAAUCGGCAAAUUAAAGGCAGCAAAUGCCUACGAGAUCGUGGAGAGACCACCACCAGGAAGCACAAUAUUACCUGGAAAGUGGGUCUUCGACCUUAAGACCGACAAAGACAACAACGUACUAGAAUUCAGAGCGAGAUGGGUUAUCUGUGGAAACCGCCAACGCCCAGGCUUUGACUUCACAGAGAACACUGCGCCAGUCGCACGUGGAGAAACGAUGAGGUUAUUCCUAAGCAUUGUGGCAAAGAAAGGAAUGAUACUCGAACAAGUGGACUACACAGCCGCAUAUCUUAAUGCAGUCAUCGACGGACGAACGAUCUACAUGAAACAACCUACUGGAUUUGAAAUCGCUGGCGAAAAUGGAGAAAUGGUAUGCCUCGUUCUACAAGCACUUUACGGGCUACGCCAGGCAGGUCAUCUAUGGUAUCAAACUAUCAUUACACAACUAAGGAGAAUGGGAUUCGAACCACUGGUCGAUGAACCCUGUAUCCUAAUCCACAAAGAGCGACAGAUAUGGCUACUUCUCUACGUCGAUGACACGCUGAUCGCAGCAAGAGAAGAGGAGCAAGUCCAAUGGUUUAAACAGACUAUUCCAUUCAAAUACAGAGAUCUCGGCAAGCCAAGCAGGUUCCUAGGAAGCAGUCUAUCACGGAACAAAAAUGGCAUUUUCCUUUGCCAGAAGGCAUAUGCAGAGGAGAUAAUCGUGAAGGCAGGCCUACAGGAAGCGACGAAGGUCUAUCUACCAAUGAAAACCUCAUACAAAUCACCGGAAAUAACCAGGAAUCCCGCCGAAAAAGACGUUCGAGAGUCGGAGGAAUUACUGACCGAUAAAUCAUCUCUUACGCCUGGUGAAACAAAGGCGUACGUGGAGGAUAUCGGAAAGUUAGGCUGGCUAACCGACAAGUCACGCCCUGAUAUUGCAGUGGCAGUCAACAAACUCCAACGAAGAGCGUCUGCACCAAGAAAAGAGGAUCAAGAAGCACUAAAACAACUCAAUCGCUAUGUGAAAGGCACAAUUGAUCUCGGGAUACUCCUCGGAAAGGAUGACACAAACCUUAUUGGCUUCGUUGACGCCUCAUAUCAAGACUGUGAGGACGGGAAAAGCACGGAAGGAUUUAUCUUUUUCUACGCAGGAGGCCCAAUCAGUUGGUCAUCGCGAAAGGAGGAUAUCGUGGCAGGAAGCAGCUCCACAGCAGAGUACAUCGCCUUUGACGCAGCAAUCAGGGAGUGCUACUGGCUACUCAAAAUACUCGAGCAAUUAGGAGAGAAACAACCACUUCCAAUCAUGCUACACACAGACAGUGAUAAUGCAGUCGCGAUAAUGAAGAGCGAUACAUACACAAAAGGAGCGAAGUGGGUCAACAGAAGAUAUCACUUUGUCAGGGACGCAGUGCGAAAUGGUAUCAUACAGUUGAUAUUAAUCGCAAGCGAAGAAAACGUUGCCGAUGCGCUUACAAAACCACUCGGAAGAGAGAUAUUUGAGCGCAUGAAUAAGGUAAUGAUGGCAAAAGAGGCUAUGCAGCAAGCAGAAGAGGUUCAGAAUAUCAACCUAGGAAAUCCUACUCAGCGAGUAGAGGAGAUCGAGACAAGUGAAGACGACGACGAACAGUCAACGCCGUAUGCAUUCAGACAUCGACGGCGUUAG